Molecule: messenger RNA, 1635 nt
Organism: Vicia villosa (hairy vetch)
Lineage: Eukaryota; Viridiplantae; Streptophyta; Magnoliopsida; Fabales; Fabaceae
Product: protein trichome birefringence-like 3
Exons: 6
Coding region: 73-1404 (443 amino acids)
Cellular component (GO): Golgi apparatus
Molecular function (GO): O-acetyltransferase activity
Source: RefSeq, a predicted model, not a curated record
AAAUUAUCUCUUAAACCAUCUCAACAAUUUCAUCAUCAUUAUUCUAUUUCUCUAUGCAUUACUUCCAAAACAAUGAAUCUUUACUACUUUAACUUUCUGUCCUCACCCUUUCUCAUGAACCCUUCACAAACAAUGAAUCAUCUUAGAAAAAAGCUUUCUCUUCCGGUUCCAAUCAUUAUCACCACAGUCUGUGUUCUUCUCUUCACAAUAAUUUUGUAUGCUGAGAGACUCAGUUUCGUGUCGUCCGCAUCUAUUUUCAAGUUCAAAACAUGUCCUAGAAAACAUACCAAGUCGAAAUCAUCUGACAGAAAAAUAGAAGAUGUGGUUUUAAAUGGAACAUGGAUUGAUGAUAGGUUUGAUUUUGAUCCAGAAGAAUGCAAUGUUGCUAAUGGAAAAUGGAUAUUUAACCAUUCUAUAAAGCCUUUAUAUUCUGAUAGAAGUUGUCCAUAUAUUGAUAAACAAUUUUCUUGUGUCAAGAAUGGAAGGAAUGAUUCUCAUUAUCUUCAUUGGGAAUGGCAGCCAGAAGAUUGUACCUUGCCUCAAUUUAAUCCAGAGAUAGCCCUCAAAAAGCUUCAAGGAAAAAGGCUUCUAUUUGUAGGAGAUUCACUUCAAAGAAAUCAAUGGGAAUCUUUUGUUUGUUUGGUUCAAAGUAUUAUACCGGAAAAGAAAAAGUCGAUGAAACGAGGGCGAGUUCAUUCCGUCUUCAAGGCCAAGGAAUAUAAUGCUAGCAUAGAAUUCUAUUGGGCACCAUUUCUUGUGGAGUCCAACACUGACAUUAACAUAAUAGGAGAUCCAAAGAAGAGGAUAAUAAAAGUUGAUGAAAUCAAUGAACGUGCCAAAAAUUGGACAGGAGUUGAUAUUCUUGUUUUCAAUUCCUAUGUUUGGUGGAUGAGUGGUCUUAGAGUUAAAGCAUUGUGGGGCUCAUUUAGUAAUGGAGAAGAAGGGUAUGAAGAAUUGGAUACAUCAAUUGCUUACAACUUAGGUUUGAGGACUUGGGCCAAUUGGGUGGACUCAACUAUCAAUCCAAACAAAACUAGAGUCUUCUUCACAACUAUGUCUCCUGCACACACAAAGAGUGCUGAUUGGGGAAACAAAAACGGCACAAAAUGUUUCAACGAAACAAAGCCAGUAAAAAAGAAGAAUCAUUGGGGAAGUGGUUCAAACAAAGGCAUGAUGAGUGUGGUAGCAAAAGUUAUCAAAACAAUGAAAGUUCCAGUAACUGUCAUCAACAUAACACAAAUCUCAGAAUACAGAAUUGAUGGACAUUCAUCGGUUUACACAGAAACGGGUGGAAAAUUGUUAACUGAAAAAGAAAGGAGGAAUCCAUUAAAUGCUGAUUGCAUACAUUGGUGUUUGCCUGGUGUUCCUGAUACUUGGAAUCAAAUAUUCUUUGCAAUGUUGUGACAAAUGUUUAAGAUUCUUUUGGUUUUGUUUUUUGUUUUUGACAUGAAUGAUGUCAAUUAUGUUAAAGUAUGUAUUCAAAAUUUCAAAUUCAUCAUCUAUUGCAUUUUUGUGAUACAAAAAAAUGUAUGUGUCACAAAUGCUUAAAUGGAGAUUCAUGCAAACAGAAUAUUCAUUGGUACAUUUUGUUUUUUAUUCUCAUACUAAAAAUAUUGUCCUUUUUGAUCUACAAAA